GCCAAAACAUUUCUACUCUUUUAGAUUAUAACUUGUAUUCACUCAGCAAAUAGCCACAUAUGUUAGCUUGCGAUGGCUUCUUUUGUUGCAUCACUUUUGAUAAUUUGUGUUUCUGCACCCUUGAAUGUUGAAGCAAUACAUAAGCUCAUACAUGUUACUGCAUACAAAUAUCACUAUGUUCCAAACCCUGUCUGAAAUGCUUUUACCUCCCUUAAAAUUGAGAACUUCAAUAUAAAAUCUGGUUUCUCUAAAUGCCUUAGGUGUAGUAUCAUGUGUGUUUCUCAAAAUUGUAGCCAACAGAGUUUACGGUAAUAUUAUGAUUUGUGAACAACAGUUAUGUUUUAAGCAUCAUUUAUCUACCCUUUUUUUAAGAUCAGUGGUUUAGUUCAACUAAUAAAAUUGUUUGCUUUCAAAGUCUGCAAAGUUGCUCCGAUUGAGACUUUGGUGUGGCAAUACAUAACACUCACAAGAAGGAUUCUCUUAAUUGACUUCCCCGGAGUUAGGGACAAGAAUGAUGAUUCUGAAACAGAUAUUGUUCUGUAUGUGUCACAAAUAUGGAGGAUGCUUUUGAACAUUUUGAAGUUGUUCUGAAGCAUGUAAAAGAAAGAACAAUGGGUAAGAGCAUACAAGAUAAAGGACUGAUCAAUUGCUUCUGCUAAGUACUAUGCCUAGAUUUCUAGUUGCAGAAGCGGCGCCAGUGGUUCUACGCUUGAAUUUCUCGUUGCUGCUGGAAAAUAUAUAAUAGAUCCAAAUCAAGCUCCAAGAAAGCAAGUAAAACCAGUUGGUGCUCCUCACAUGAUUCUAAAGUUCAGAUUUUUACUCCACGAUGAUGUGCAAGAUGGAGUGCUUAGGCAGCCUAGUUUGAAUUUGCAAGCAAGGAAGGAACCUAAAGCCUCAUCGAUGGAAAUUUCCAUUUUCUGCUCUUGCCAUUUCCUCGUUAUAGAUUGUUGGAUACCUACAUCAACUGAAAAGAUGGGAACAUCUUUAUUUCUUGACUUAGAGUAGAAGUGUUGUAUUAGUCAAUUGAUGCUAAAUAGUACCCACUCUCUUUUCAAUUUGUAAGAUAUAUAACAUACAUUUUUUUUUUUAACCACUCUCUUAAAUCAGAGACGAGUUAGAACUGAAAAAUCCAGAAUUUAAAUCUAUACUCCUAUUUUUUGCUUUAUUACUGUUUAUUAGACUAUUCUUUCAUUAUUUCUUUUUAUAUAACUAAUUAUAAAAUAUUCUAGUUAUA
Rubroshorea leprosula is the source of this 1234-nucleotide messenger RNA. NCBI's taxonomy places the organism in Eukaryota, Viridiplantae, Streptophyta, Magnoliopsida, Malvales, Dipterocarpaceae. The record is from the annotation of a GenBank genome assembly.